ACGUGAAAAACAAAAUUCCCCAUCCUUAUAUCAUGCACCGCAACAAAGACAAUCAUACUGCCAAAGACUUGUUCGACCAGCAACAUAAGGAUCAACUUACAAAAGCACAAAAAUGGGUAAAGGAAACUUCCCAAUCAAGUUCAACAGUUGCAGUUCUCGUUGCUACUGUUGUUUUUGCCGCUGCCUAUACUGCACCAGGAGGUUUCCAUGCACAAAGCGGUCGGCCCGUUCUCCUUACAACAGAAAAGCCUCAGUACUUGUUUUUCACAAUCAUGGAUAUCGCUGGCCUCGCAAGCUCCUUGACUUCACUGGUGGUCUUCCUCUCUGUCCUCACAUCUUCCCUUGAGUUACAAGAGUUUAGUAAUAGGAUCCCUCGGAACAUCUCAAUCGGCUUCACCUCUCUCUUCUUCUCUGUGACGGCAACCAUGUUCACUUUCACUGCAACAAUUUUCCUUCUGGUUCGGUUGGAGAAAACGUGGACUGCAACUCUCACAUAUGCUGCCGCGUUCCUUCCUAUUUCCAUAUUUGCGCUGUUUCAAUUCCCUUUAUACUAUGAAUUCUUUGAGGCUGCUGUCAAAAGCAUUUUGGACUUUAUAAAGACUAUGUUACCGACAUGUAGGACCGGUUUUAUGCCAAACAAUAUAAAUUAGUAGCUCCCAUUUAUGGCUAGGCUGAAUAUUGGUGUAUUUUAAAGGAACUUAAA
Durio zibethinus is the source of this 703-nucleotide messenger RNA. The record is from RefSeq and is a predicted model, not a curated record. Lineage: Eukaryota; Viridiplantae; Streptophyta; Magnoliopsida; Malvales; Malvaceae.